AGAACACGCCGUACUCAAUACGCUUCAACGGUGAGCGCAUCAUCCCUUUCCGCACUUGCCGAAUCCCGCUGGAGGUGUGACUUCGUAUUUGUACGGUUCGGUGUUGUUCUCACCAUUUCACAUCUGCAUUCAUCAUAUACCACAGCUUUUCUUUCUGCGUCUGUUUCCAUCGGUGUUGGGCGCACCAGCAAGUUCUUACAACAUCUUUGAAGAGAGAAUAGGAAACUGGCUUCUCGACAGCCACCUCAAAAAAAAAACACUGUGAAGGGAGAAACAAAGCAAAAGGCAACUACAUAUUCUAUUCUCUUCUGCGAGGAUGCCCCGCUACCCCGCGCUCACACCUGCGCAGGAGAAGAAAGUGACGGAGUUGGUGAGCCUCCUGGAGAAAACGUACAACCCGCUUCCACCGCAUCUGCAGUCGAUCCAGCAGUUCAUGACGGGCGACGGCGCUGAUACCAGCACCCCCCUCAACCCAAUCCGCGAGUACUGCUACUGCUUUCUCAUUUCGCGCGAGUGGAAUCUGCACGAGGCGUUUGAGAUGCUGCAGCUGGCGGUCGACUACCGCGGACAGAACCAGCUGGACACGCGGGCGGAGUUCCCGUCGGCGCUCUCCUGCAAAGGCUGGGACCAAGAUGAGGUGCGGCGUGCCCUGGGGAAAGAAGCACGGUCGACGGAUCAGCGGCUUGACCGACUCUGCGCCGGCAUCGCGCCUUUCUUCUCCUACGGCUUUCACAAGUGGGACAAGUUCGGUCAGCCGGUGCUGUACAUGGCGGUGGGCAGCAUUGAUGAGGCGGGGCUGCUGAAGAAGCUGCGACAGAUGGCGAACGUCGGCCAGUCCGGCGAGGCCGUCAUGUGGGAAGUCGUCCAGCACUCCUUGGGCAUUGAUGAGCAGCUUCAGUACUACCAGCAGCUGCAGUACAACGCGGGUGCGUUGAAGGUGGACGCGGCGGACGGACUCAUCCGCUCCACCACCCUCGUAAUCGAUCUCAAAGGCUUGACCUACAAGAUGCUGUGGAAGCCGGCGCUCGACCUCUUCAUGAACACGCUGAGAGAAAUCUUCAAGUACUACUCCCAGUGCGUCUAUCAAAUUCUGAUUGUGAACUCACCGGCGAUGGUGAUGUUUGCGUACAAGAUCGUUCGUGGUGUGCUGCCGCCUGGGGUACAGCAGAAGGUGCACAUCGUGAAUGCGCAGGACACCAACGCCGCCAUCCGAAAGUUUAUCGACGAGGUCAACAUUCCUGACGUCUUUGGCGGGACGUGUCACUGCCCCGGCGGCUGCAUUGAAGGCUACGAUCCGGCGCACAGAAGGAGAAAGGACAAGGAGUCGGUCUCUUCGACCAGUGAGGCGGCGAGCAACGACGCGACGGGGGUGGCGACCGAGGACAUUUCGUUAAAGGCAGGUCAACAGCACAAACGCGUGUUCUCGCUCAACGCAGGGGAGUCCGUGGUGUGGGAGUUCGUCUCCUCCGAUGGCACGGAUGUCACGUUUGUGAAGUGCUUUGUGCCGGAGAAGGCGGCGAAGGAGAUGAACUGGGAAAGGGUGAGCGUCAGCAAGCUGGAGAUGUACGUGGUAUCCAGGGAAAACCCAUCGGAGGGCUCGGACGAGUACACCGCCACUGCGAACGGGGUGCUGGUGCUCGUGUGGGACAAUAAGAAGUCAUGGUUCACGGCGAAGCACCUGCAGAUGAAGCUCUUCAAGCAAGCACCGGAGCAAUCUUCUCCGUAG
Molecule: messenger RNA, 1726 nt
Organism: Leptomonas pyrrhocoris
Lineage: Eukaryota; Euglenozoa; Kinetoplastea; Trypanosomatida; Trypanosomatidae
Exons: 1
Coding region: 317-1726 (469 amino acids)
Source: RefSeq, a predicted model, not a curated record